Messenger RNA from Prunus avium (sweet cherry), 2260 nucleotides. The record is from RefSeq and is a predicted model, not a curated record. NCBI's taxonomy places the organism in Eukaryota, Viridiplantae, Streptophyta, Magnoliopsida, Rosales, Rosaceae.
AACCCUAACAUUUGAAGGGCUUCGAAAUGUUUUCUCAUUGUGCCUCUUUCUUUUCCCUCUGUCACCCGACACUCUCUCGCCUCUGCCUCUCUCAAUCACUCUCGCCUGAGUCGGCUCUGCCUCUUUUUUUUUCCAAAUUUUCUCAGCCGAUCUCUCACUUUCUCUCUCACCCGCUCUCUCUCAUCACUCGACUCUCUCGCCUCUGCCUCUCUCAGUGACUCAAGUUCCUCUUUUUUUUCCAGAUUUUCUCACCCGAUCUCUCAGUCACUCAGUCUCUCAGUCACUCUCUCUCUCUCACACUUGCUCUGACUCUCGUCUCCCUCAGCCAAUUUCUACAUGGUUCUCUCUCAGCCACUCUCGUUCUCUGUCAGCCGCUCUCUCUCAGUCUCUCUCGCUCUCUCUCAGUCAUUCUCAGUCUCCCUGUCUCGAUUUUUGUCGGUUUGAGAAUUGAUUUUGGGAUCAUAGGAAACGAUUGUCUUGCUCUAGAGGUGCAAAUUUGAUUUGAGGAGUAGGAAACGCAUGGAAUUGUAUAUGUAUAUGUAAUGAAAAUUUAUUUGUUUUCAUUUGGAUUUUCUUUUGAACUUUGCAAAUAUGCCAAAUAUGCAGAUUGUGAUUGAGAUUACUCUCACAAUUUGCAUUGGUAUCUAAUAAUUAUUAGAUUAUUUGGGCAUGUGUGGUGGAUGAUGAUUUUCUUAGGUUUUAAGGGUUUUUUAAGUAUUUGAAUGAUGAUAAACUUUAGAGCAGUUUCAGCAGUUGCCCCUUGUCAUGUGAAUAGUGGCUGCCCUUGCAAAAAGCAAUGUUACUUUCCAGCAAUUGUCAUAGCAAAGGAUUUUAGAAUUUGUACUCCAUUCUCAAUGGCAGACAUGAACGAGGUCUUAGAGAGGCAAAUGCGAGAAUUUAGAGAAAGAAGGCAUAGACAAGCUUCAGGCAAAAGGGCGCAGAUAGAACUGGAUAUGCAAAUUGUCACAGCAGUGGCUAUGCUUGAUGAAGAAAACCAGAGAUGCCGUAGUUCACGAGAAGGUCGUGACUCGAAUGUUGACAGACAUAGACAUUCUCGGGGUAAGAAUCUUCUGGAAGAUUAUUUUAUCCCAACUUCUCUGUACUCUGAUGUUGAUUUUCGAAGGAGAUAUAGAAUGCAAUCUCAUUUGUUCAAUAAAGUCAUGCAUGAUAUUUGCAAUUAUGAUGAAUAUUUUGUUCAAAAGAGAAAUGCUACUGGAAAUUUGGGACUGCUUCCCGAGCAAAAGUUCACAGCUGUUAUACGAAUGUUGGCGUAUGGGUCAUAUGCUGAUCAGGUGGAUGAGAUUGCCCGGAUGAGGAAGUCCACUACUUUGGAGAGCUUGGUGAGAUUUUGUGAUGCAGUCGAAACUCUAUAUAGUAGGGACUACUUGCGCAGACCUACGCCUAGGGACCUCCAACGGCUUCUACAAAAAGCUGAAGCUCGAGGAUUUCCAGGAAUGGUUGGUAGCAUCGAUUGUAUGCACUGGCAGUGGAAGAAUUGCCCGAUCGCUUGGCAAGGAGAUUAUGGGAAUCGGAAAGCCCAAAAAAGCAUCAUCCUUGAAGCCGUUGCAGGUUUUGAUACGUGGGUUUGGCAUGCUUUCUUCGGAUUUGCCGGAUCUCAAAACGACUUGAACGUCCUAGGUCAAUCCCCGGUGUUCAAUGAAGUUUUGAGAGGUGAAGCCCCAAAUAUCACCUAUCAAAUCAACAAUAUCGUCUACCAAAAUGGGUAUUAUCUAGCUGAUGACAUCUAUCCGAGGUGGACCACAUUUGUGAAAUCAAUUCCGCAUCCCCGAUCCCAGGAGCAAAAAUUAUUUGCUACCUAUCAAGAGGGGUACAGAAAAGAUGUGGAGAGAUGCUUUGGUAUCCUCCAAGCCCGGUGGGCUAUUAUUAGGGGUGCGGCACGUAUGUUUGAUGAGGAGGUGCUGAGGAGCAUAAUGAUGACAUGCAUUAUCCUUCAUAACAUGAUUGUGGAGGAUGAGUAUGAUUACAAUUCUGAAGACGUGUACGAACCGGAUCCAAUGAACACGGCCUUGACACGAAUUUAUGAAAAACCCAUGGGGCCAAAUGGAGAACCAGUGCAGCAUGAACCAUUGGUUAAGAACGAUCGUGUAAUGACUCGUAUGAUUGAUCGAUAUAUGGAGAUGCAAUCGUCUUAUAUUCAUGAACGACGUCAAGUUGACUUGAUAGAGCAUUUAUGGGCGGGGAAAGGCAAUGACGGUGAAUGAAGUGAAGUGAAGAAGUUUGUUUUAUUUAUUAUGUUUAU